AUGUCUUCUUUUAUUACUCGUACUGAACGCUCCGGCAAUAUUUUCUUUCGCGUUACUGGCCUCAUACGUGCAGGUCAACUCAAGUGGAACGAACGACCACUCUGGUACAUUUUUUUAUUUCGAUGUAAACUUUAUCUAUUACAAUAAGUGAUCUAGGUAUGAUGUUUAUGCCGCUUCUCCGCCUAUUACGCCUCCUGAUUGGAAUGUCAAACUUCCAAAGAGUGAUGAGCCCGUGAGAAGUAUAUUUUAUGAUGAGGACAUCAUCAGAGCGUAACAUUUUGCAGCGUUUGAAAAUUUGAAUGUUUCUUUUUUCAGGAAGUUUUAUAAAAACUACAAAACACGUGCGACUAUCAGCGUUGAAAGUCUGAAAGAAAGUGUUUCGCAGGUAAGAAUGAAUUUCAAGUGUGAAAAUAAAGGAAUAAAAUUCAAGAUGUUCAUAAAAGAGUACAACACCGUGAAGCAGGAAGAAGCUGGUGAAACAAGUGAAGAGGAACUUUUUUCAAAGACUGAGACUCGUUUGAAGGAUGCGGGCAUUCAACUUCAGUAA
Molecule: messenger RNA, 547 nt
Organism: Caenorhabditis auriculariae
Lineage: Eukaryota; Metazoa; Nematoda; Chromadorea; Rhabditida; Rhabditidae
Source: the annotation of a GenBank genome assembly